Molecule: messenger RNA, 903 nt
Organism: Candida albicans SC5314
Lineage: Eukaryota; Fungi; Ascomycota; Pichiomycetes; Serinales; Debaryomycetaceae
Exons: 1
Source: RefSeq, a predicted model, not a curated record
AUGAGUGACGUAAUUGGUACAAAAGUUGCUAUUCCUGGAGCAUCAGGAGCUGGUAUAAUCAGAUAUGUUGGACAAAUCCAAGGGAAAAUAGGCACAUUUGCCGGAGUUGAGCUUUUGGGGACAUUGGCAACCACGCGAGGGAAAAAUUCAGGGUCAGUAGAUGGAAUCCAAUACUUUCAAGUAGAAAUACCAAAGAGCGGGCUUUUUCUUCCCUACGAAAGAUUGAAAUCUGUGAACCCCGGUUUGGCAAAUGUGAAUCCAUCUUCGAAAACACCAUUGACUCCAGUGAACAACAGGACAUACCAAAAUGUUAGGAAUAGCAUGAUUAAUGAAAACUUUGCAAACCCUGAUCUUACUCUAAAGUAUGAGUCGGAAAUAGCUGAGUUACAAAGAGCACUAAGAGAAAAGGAGAAACGGUUGGAAAAUUUCAAUAAUCAGCGAGAGGAAUGGCGUGCUGCCAUGGAUGAAUUAGUAGCCGUACAACAGGAAGGGAUUCAAGUCUACGAGGACAGGAUAGAAGAGUUGGAAAACGAAAACAAAGCACAACAAGAAAAACUUGACAACGCAAAUGCUUCACUCACGGCAGCAAACUCCAAGAUCAAGGAACUCGAACAAAGUAUAGAUAAUUUGUUGAGUGAAAAAGUAAAUGAUGUUCAAAUCGACGAUAGCCGUAAAGAGAUUGAACAGUUGAAACGCGAACUAGAAUCAAGACCUCGCUUAGAAGACCUUGAGGAGUUGCAAAAUUCGUUGGACGAGCUAGAGUCAAUAUACCAACAACAAUUAAAUGAAAAAGAUGCUAUUAUCACCAAACUUCAGGUCGAAAGGGAUCAUCUAUCUCACGAGUUAUAUAGCACUCCGGUGGUUCACCAAAGCACUGCCGACGAUUCUCCGCAAGAGUUACCU